ACGGAUAUGUCCAUGCAAGGAAAAUGAUAAUAACGAAAUGUUUUUCGUUGGCAUAUUUAAUAUAGUAACACAUUGAAGUUAAAGGAACUUUCUUUUUUAAAUCAACAUUUUGGUCAGACGAUAAAAUGACUUGAAAAUGAAGAACGGAUGUCUCGAUUUAUCAGAGGCCAAAAUUGCGGAGCGCAAUGAACGUGCCAAGAAACUUUAUCGCUAUUUAAGUGAUGUAGCAAGACGUAUCAAUGACAUGUCGACUACAAGUAAAUUUGUGGCAGACCUCUUUACUACUAACAUUGAAGUCCAGAGACAAAAGCUGAGGGACAAUUGUGAGAAGUUACUGUUUCUAGAUCCAAUUAAUUACGGCAAGAAAGCACUUGAACUACUAUGGAGAAAAGUAUAUUAUGACACUAUAUCUACUGCCAAAAAGUUGAGAACUGAUAGUGAGCAUGACCAUUUCCUGUUCACCCUCAUCCAAUGUGGAAUUGGUAAUUUUCACCAUUUCUUAGAUAGAAUUCAUUAUGAAAUGAAAGUAGAUUUCAAGGAGUUAGAUUAUAUGCCCAAUACUGAAGAAGAUGAGUUGCAACUAUCUUCUGGUAAUGUUGAACUAUCAAAUUUUGGGAAAUCUGCUUUGCACUCAUGUUUGAUAUAUUUAGGGGAUUUAAGUCGCUAUGCAGUGGAAAUAUCAAAUCACUUUGAACCAACAAUUGCUGCUCGAUACUACUUACAAGCUGCUCAUACUGACUUUACAUUGGGAAUGCCUUAUAAUCAAUUAGGAAAUCUUUAUCUUGAAAAAAAUUAUAACUUGGAUUCUGUAUGUUUUUAUAUUCACUGUCUUAAUUCUAAAAAUCCCUUUGAAGGGGCCAUGGGUAAUCUUACAAAAAUAUUUGAGAAAAAUGAUCAGUUUUACCAUACAAUAAAUGAAUCAGAUACUUUAACUCAGGUUGAACAUAUACAAAAUACAAUUGUGAAUUUUCUUUCAUUAAUUGAGAUAUGGUACUUGAACAAAUCUGAUUCUGAUAUUCCUCAGCGCUGCAGCAAAAUCGCACAGCAGCUAAAGAUUUGUAUGGAGUUUAAUGAAGCCACACUUCCUGAUAUUGAUAAAAAUUAUGAUGAUUAUCUAUCAAUUUUGGAACAUGAAACCAAUUUUCCAUCUUAUUUAAAUCCAAAUCUAAUACAUCGUAUGGUUCUGGUUUGUUUAUUCACAGUCUCAAAAAUGACAGAAAUUGAUGAAACAAAAGCCUUUGCAUGCAAAGCUUUCACUCUUGCUCUUUUGUCUCAACUUUUGUUGAAAUUGCUUAAGCAAUUGGAUUCAAUUGGUUUUGUAAAUCCUAGGCAGAUUCAUAAUUAUGGAUCGUCAAAACCACACAAUGAACAAACAGAAAAAUAUGAGAACAAUAAUGAUGAAAAUAAAGAAAUUAUAGAAAGCACAGUGAACAAUGGCCACCAUGCAGAACAAGAAUUGGAGGAGCCGAAACAAAACAAUGUAAAAGAAAACAAUCUAAAUGGUCAUGCUAAGCAUGCAAAGAAAGCACUUAUGAAACGUCGUCGCCGUCGACGCAUUGCCUCUUCAGAAAGUUCUGAUGUGAGUGAUGCUAAUACUGAAAGCAGUGAUUUAGAUGAAAUUGAACAUUCAUAUAGCGACUUGUCAGAUUCCUCUGAUCAAUCUGUAUCACUUAGUGAAGCUAGCGAUUGUGAUGAAGUUAACGAUGAAACUAAAGAUGAAAGUAGUGAACAAUCUAAUGAAAAAGUAGAACCAAAUAGAAUAUUGAAUGAUGAUAUCACCUCAAAGAUUACAGGAACAAAUUCACUUAAUUCAUCAAAUUUAUUGAAUUGUAAUACAACAAAAUCUCAGCAAAUCAGCAAAGUAAACACUAUAGAAUUGAAAACUUUUUUACAAGGAAACAAUUUCAUGGCCAGUAUCAAGCUGUUGUUGGAUUGGAUUUUGAUUGAAAAAGAUUUAAUUCUUUCAUGUGGAGACAGCGGAGAGUCCUUGUUUCAAUGCGUUGUAGAUUUGUUAAAUAUUUUUACAUUUUAUUUCAAUACAAAAUCUGAUGAGGGGACUAAAGAAGAUUGUGAAUUAAUAAAGUACGUUAGAAAUUUAGUCAUGAAAAUGAAACUUGAAUACAAGACAAUACCCUUACCAGAAGAUAUAAAUUUACGGGGAACAAACAUUUGUAAAUUUGAUAAAGAUGCUGCUGAAUGGAAUAUCUUAGAAAAGUAUAAAUUAUCUGUUUAUGAAGAAAACGUAAUAAGGAUUCUUAACUUCAUAGAUUUUGGGAACCAGAUAGCUAAAAUUAUACCCAGAAUAAGAUUUAACAGGACUAUGAAAUUGUUUUAUUUAAAAAACAUUCACCCUCCUAAAUUGAAUACCAAAAUUAACCAUAAAAGAAGUAGAGAAUGGCAUUCAAAGAAAAAUACUGAGUCGAAUGAAAGUGGAUUGCUACGGCGUCUUGGUCGACUGUGGUUGACAUCACAAGUACGCGAGUUGGAACGCAGCGGACAGUCUGCUGCACCUGCAUUACUCGUACUUGACACCGCAGCUCUUAACAAACAUCUCCGUCGUGUCAAACAGCUCCUACUCACAACAAACUUUGUGCUCAUGGUGCCUACAGUUGUGCUACAAGAACUGGACAAUUUGAAGCGCGAGCAGAGCACAGCACGUAAAGCUAUCCGUUGGUUGGAACUUCAAUUAAAGAAUGGCUCAAGAUUUCUGCGAGCACAACGUCCGAACCAGUCAAAGCCCCUGCCGCUCUUGAAAUAUCCCCGUAAAGCUCCAGCCCAUAUUAAUAACUUUAUUCAGAUUUUAGAGUUCUGCAAUCAUUUCGUAGCGGAAGAUAAAAAGACGCAAGGAUCCGGUGAUGCUGAAAACGUUUUACAAGGGAAGUCUUCGUCCGUCCUUAUACUACUCGUUGGCAAUGCUGAUGAAGAUGAAGAACAGUAUAAAGAAUUUAGUGUUAUGGGCGCAGCGCAAUCGGCCGGCAUUUCCGUAGAAAACAUCGUAGAUUUCUACAGCAAAUGGCGACAGACAUCGCAUAAAAACGGUAAAAAGAGGUGAACGCGUGUCGAUCACGAGACCGGUUUUGAUCACUAUGGAAAGAAUGGACUUCGAGGAUAUCGAUAAAACGUCAAAAAGCUCUUGCGAGGUUUUGAUAGGACACGUCCAAAACGCUCACUAUUCACUAUACAAAAAAAAAAAAAAAACUAAUAAUGUUUUCAUUGAAGGUAGCGCGGAAAAUUUUCUAUUGAUGUAUUGUAUCAAUAAUAAAUGUUUAUAUAUCGGUGUAACAUUAUAUAACCAUCCAUAAAUUCAUAAUUCAUAAUGUAUUCAUAUAGCAUACGAUUGGGAAAAUUAUAAUUUUUAGUUCACAUUGAUUACAAACUACUCAACCGUUUCAUUGCCUGUGUGUUACAACACCAUUCAAAUUAAUUUCUCAUUAGAAUAAAUUCGUUGUCA
This is a messenger RNA of Bombyx mandarina (wild silkworm), 3451 nucleotides long. RefSeq names its product Smg5 nonsense mediated mRNA decay factor (gene Smg5). NCBI's taxonomy places the organism in Eukaryota, Metazoa, Arthropoda, Insecta, Lepidoptera, Bombycidae. Gene Ontology annotation, biological process: nuclear-transcribed mRNA catabolic process, nonsense-mediated decay. Gene Ontology annotation, cellular component: telomerase holoenzyme complex. Gene Ontology annotation, molecular function: telomeric repeat DNA binding; protein binding; telomerase RNA binding. The record is from RefSeq and is a predicted model, not a curated record.